Molecule: messenger RNA, 2893 nt
Organism: Spodoptera frugiperda (fall armyworm)
Lineage: Eukaryota; Metazoa; Arthropoda; Insecta; Lepidoptera; Noctuidae
Exons: 5
Coding region: 135-1907 (590 amino acids)
Molecular function (GO): zinc ion binding; nucleic acid binding
Source: RefSeq, a predicted model, not a curated record
GGGGAUAUCUGGAACUUUCGAUAACUUGGUACUUGUUAUAUCCUGAGUUUAACGAUAUUAUUUCGCAGUCAUUUCGAGUUGUGCUGUUACAGUGUGCAAGACUCUUCAAUCUGCAAGAAACUAUAUAGAUCACCAUGUCGUACAGAUUGCAUAAGCGCGGGGUCCUGACUGGGUCUCUCAACUGCUACUGCUUGGCAUGUGACACCUUCUUGAUGACACGUCAAGAAGCGGACAAACAUGUAGAGACAUCUCUUCAUCAGAGGAUUCUUCUCGCAAUCCCGUACUCGGAUAAAUUUAAAGACGAACACAUAAGAAAGUUCCAAACCGGUUACUACUGCGAGUUUUGCAACACUCUGCUCCCGACUGCUUCCAAAGUUAAUCUUCAUGUAACUGAGGACGAGCAUGUCAAAAAUAAGGGACUUAAUCUUCUGCUGCCAAGGGGAGGUGGUGUUGUGGCUUUUGGUAAUGUUUUCAUCGAAGAGAACGCAUGGCACAGCCUUAUCGAUGGUGUCUGCUCGAUUUGCGAAGAAGAAUUCGAGGAAGGCGAGGACCACAAGGCGACCGCGAGACACUCUCUGAAUCUCGUCUUGAAAAACAUCCAGUUUGGAAAUGGCGACGCUAUCUAUCGUCAGAUAGAUGACACUUCUCUGCAAUGUGUAACUUGCAACAAGUUACUGGUUCCCGACAAGGUGACCGCACACUUUGAUGACGCUCAGCAUCGAGAACUUUAUAAUAAAUGUCGCAUUGUUAGCAAUGGAGUAGAUCAUGGAUCAGAAAACCAAGUCAUAAAGGAAGAAGUCGAAGAUUCACCUUUUAUUGAAUUUAAAGGAGGAUUAAAAAAAUCUGACAUCAACGAAAACCAAUCCACCGAAAGCAAGACUACAAUACUUGAAUCAAUGUCAAAGUAUCAAAGCGCAGGGAUCAAUAUUAAUUUGGAGAGAGAAACAGCUUACUGUAAAAAAUGUUCUGAAGUAGUUGAGUUUGACUGUACGAAUAUAGAAAAGCAUAUUACUAACCAUUCCACAAACGCACCAGUUGACUCCACUUUGCAAUAUCCUUCAAAUCCGGACCAGAAUUUGAACAGAGUCGACAUAAACGACAAGACCGCCCAACCAUCCGACAAAGAUGACGAAAUUGAGGAGAAAAUAAAAGCAUUGCAAUAUAAUUCAAAUGACGAGAAGGUUGAAUCAGCCGACGAAGGAGACAACAGUGAUGAGGAGUUAGAAAACGAAAAAGAAUUUGCAAAAGGCAAUAAAAUAACUUUCAAUAAGAAUAACAAGCAGUCGUAUUGUCGACUGUGUGAGGUCCACCUGCCGGCUACCUUGAAGUCGAUGAAGGAGCAUGUUGCAGGAGCCAACCACAAGAGACUCUCUGCCUCUACUCCGACAAUCGAGUGCCAAAUAAAAAAGUCUGCAAAGAUGAUAAAGACCAAAUCGGAAGAUUUUAUUGAAGACGGAUGCGUUUACAUGGUCCACAGCCCGUUUGAAACAUAUGCCAUUAUUAAUGAAGAAUACUGUAUCACCAAAAACAGUUACACAUUCUUAACUAAAAGCGAUUCGAGGCUGAGGUGCAUACUAUGUCAAGUGACGUUACCGCCGUAUUGUGAUACAGAUGAACAUGUUCAAUCAAGAAACCACGUCACUAAAUUUAAUAAUGUUCCAGUCAUUGUGUCGACGGAAAACGAAUUUAUUAGAGAGGUGCAUCCGGGCCUGUACCACUGUGGGUACUGUGAGCUCGUUAUGUCUGGUUGGCCUGACAUGGAAAAGCACCUGAAAUGCUCGGAUCAUCAAGACAACAGGAGGAAAGGGGAACGUCGUUUGGUCGAAUCUCUACCAGGUUUGCAAUCUUAUAAAAUCCACAAGGCAUUUGAAGCUAUAGCUCUAAGACGUUUCUUCAACAUGUUUUAACCCAAUCUGUAAAAAUAUCUUCUUAUAUUAAACGUAGAUUACUUAAAAGAUCCAUUAAAAGGUCCAUUGAAGCCUAUUAUUCACGCUAGACACCUUACGAAUUAACUGUGUAUUUCAAUUACUGUGCAGUGGUAAGUCGAACUAUAAAGUUAAAUCGUAACGUGUGUAGGCUGUUUGGACCGACGCUGUACGGUUAAAACUACACAAUUAGAUUCGAUAAUAAUCAAAUAGACAGUCUUUAUAUUAUAACUUUCAUGAGACAUACUAGAUUAAUAUUAUUAUGUUUUUGACUUACUCCCGUAAUUAUUCGACGAGGAACUCGACUAGUUUCAAGCCAUGCCAAGCCAGUUGACUAAAAUCGAUCGAUCAAUAGGUUGCGCGACGUCGCCGCGCCGCGUCUGCGCACGCUGCUCAUGAUGAAGAGUUCCUCUGUGACUUGAAACUAGUAGAGCUCUUUUCCAUUAAAGUACGUGGGUAAACAGUGUUGUUUCGAUAAAUUAGUUGACUUACGAAUUAAAUAUUCGUUGACUUAUUAACGGUAUAUGCAAGAUUAAUCCCGUUGUUUUCUUUAGCACCUGUUUCACCACUACUGAUUUAUCUUCCGAAUUUAAUUUACGCAUGUUUUUUCUCGUUUCUUACGAAAUAUAAAUGAAAAUCCAUUUAUUGGACGGAAAUUAAUUCAGAAGUGGUGUUGAGCGUUUAUGUUAACUUAAUUUUUUUUUCUUAAUUUUAUUUUUAAGUCUUGUAUUAGUAAUAGGGAUGACGAAAUAAAUAGUUUACACUUACAAAAUCGUAUGUAUUUGAGUUCCUACGAAUAAUUGUACUAAUAUAAUAGAUAAUCAAUGUGAUUUACAUUCUUCUUCACGAUGAUGGUCUGAUACGCACUCAUGACGCGUCUCGUGAGGGUGUGCAUAAGCUACGGUGACGUUUACCCUCAGGGGCCUUAGUCUGCUAUUACAAUUGUGUCAGAAUGGUCGAUCAAUGAG